Stylophora pistillata is the source of this 2700-nucleotide messenger RNA. RefSeq names its product ectonucleotide pyrophosphatase/phosphodiesterase family member 5-like. NCBI's taxonomy places the organism in Eukaryota, Metazoa, Cnidaria, Anthozoa, Scleractinia, Pocilloporidae. The record is from RefSeq and is a predicted model, not a curated record.
AUGAAGCGGCCUUUGUUGUUUUGUGAGUCUAAGUUUUACAAUGCAUCAGAGCCAAUAUGGCUGAGUCUGCAAAAGGAAGGAGGACGUAGUGCAUCGUACUUUUGGCCUGCAACAACAAGUUAUCAAGUCAAACCCACGUACUACCAAAGAGAAACUUGUUUGAUUAACUGCAGUGCAAUCAAUCCUAAGGACCUUUCAAAGUUUAGGAACAGAACUUUUCCAGGCUUUCCCCCUUACGUCCAACGUGCGUUCGACAUAAGAGGUGCGUCGUCUGUACGUGUUGAUAAGGCGGUGGAGUGGCUUAGUUCGAAAAAACCUCCGCAUUUCAUCGCUCUCUGUUUUAAACAGCUCGAUAAUACAGGUCACGCAUACGGACCUUUCUCAAACGAGUACAAGCAAAUGAUAAAACAUAUUGAUGUAAAAGUUGUUGGAUACUUACUCAAGCCUUUAAAUGAAAGUGGUUUUCUGCAAAAACUGAACUUAACAGUGGUUAGCCAUCAUGCAAUGGAUAAGUCAUCGUCUACUCGUCGAGUGUACUUGGAUGAUUACAUCGAUCCCUCAAGCUACACUUUGUUGGGUUUAGGCUCUGUACCGGUACACAUCUGGCCCUAACCAGGAAUGAUAGACAUCAUAUAUCAAAACCUCACAAGAAAUUCAAUACUUCAUGUCCGGAAAGUGUACAGAAAAGAGAACAUAUCAGAUGAGUACCACUGGAAGAAUAAUCGCCGAAUUCCACCGAUCUACGUCGAGACUGAAGUUGGUUGGGUGGUUACACGUUCUCGAAACGAUGCUCUGCAAGAUCAAGGAUGGCAUGGCUGGCCACCUGACCAAUCAAAAAGCUACUCAAUAUUGUACGCCCGGGGUCCCGCUUUCAGGGAAGGUGUGGUGGUGAACCCUUUCAAUACCGUGGAUCUGUGCCCCCUGAUGAGCAAACUUCUUGGAAUAAACCCGCGUCCAAAUAAUGGCUCCAUGGAAAACGUCAAAGCUGUCCUAAGAAAGGCGCGCACCACCGCUGGAAAAGUUCUUCAUCGCCAUUGCUUGAGUGCGGCUGAAGUCAAGGAUAAUCAACCUCCGCUAAUAAUAGUAUCACUGGAUGGAAUGGACUGGCGAGUAUUGAAGAGUCAACUUUCCCAAACUACUAAUCUAAACUUCAUCGCACAAACAGGAGUCAAAGCUGAAUACAUAAAAAAUGUUAUGCCCACCUCUACCUGGCCCAAUCAUCACACCAUUCUCACUGGUCUGUACCCCGAAAGUCACGGUAUUGUGGACAACAGAUUUUGGGAUCCUUUGUAUGAAGAAAAGUUUAUUUUCGGUUACGACUGCUCUAACUUUGAUCCCAAGUUUUACAAUGCAUCAGAACCAAUAUGGCUAAGUCUACAAAAACAGGGAGGACGUAGUGCAUCGUAUUUUUGGCCUGCAACAACAAGUUAUUCCAUCAAGCCCACAUACUACGAAAAGGAAACCUGCUUCGGCAUUGAUUGCAGUGCAAUCGAUUCUAAGGACCUUCCAAAGUACAGAAACAGAACUCUUCCACCUAACUCAAGUUUACCCUACGUCCACUGUGUGUUCGAUUUGAGAGGUCCGUGGUCGGCGCGCGUCGAUAAGGCGGUGGAAUGGCUUAGUCUGGAAAAACCUCCGCAUUUUAUCGCUCUCUAUUUCGAGCAGCCUGACGCAGUCGGUCACUCACAUGGGGUGUCCUCACAGGAGUACAGGCAGAUGGUAGAAAAUGUUGAUGCCAAUGCCGUUGGAUACUUACUCAAGCGUUUAAAUGAAAGCAGUUUUCUACCAAAGGUGAACUUGAUAGUUGUUAGCGAUCACGGAAUUGAAGACACUCCCUCGAGUCGCCGAGUGUACUUGGAUGAUUUUAUUGAUCCCUCGAGUUAUACAGUGAUACAUACGGGAUCUGUACCAGCGCACAUUUGGCCCAAGCCAGGAAUGAUAGACAUCAUUUACCAAAACCUUACAAGUAAUCCAAUACCUCAUGUCCGUGAAGUGUACAGAAAAGAGGACAUACCAGAUGCGUAUCAUUGGAAGAAUAAUCGCCGAAUUCCACCGAUCUUUAUUGAUACUGAAGUUGGUUGGGUGGUUACACGUUCUCGAAACGAUACUCUGCAAGAUCGAGGAUCUCAUGGCUGGCCACCUGACCAAUCAAAAAGCUAUUCAAUAUUCUACGCCCGCGGUCCCGCUUUCAGGGAAGGUGUGGUGGUGAACCCUUUCAGUACCGUGGAUCUGUACCCCUUGAUGAGCAAACUUCUUGGAAUAAAACCGCAUCCAAACAACGGCUCAAUGGAAAACGUCAAAGCCGUCCUAAAAGAGAGGCACACUACUGCCGGAAAAGUGCUGCAUCAUCUCUGCUUGAGGCUUGUGUUGGUGACACUUUUUAUGGCCUUCGCUGUUGUUAACAAUUGAAACAAUAUAAAAUAGCAUACCAAUUUGCUCGUGAUCAGUUCCCUUAGGGCGCUUAAUAAUGUUCUACUUAGUCUGCACGUGAGUAUUCAAUAUCAGCUGUUGUUAAAUGUUAAAGAUGUCACGUGAGGGUUUUACGGGUGUUAAAGUUUAUAAGCCGUUGUUAACGGAUUGACUCGGUUUGUGAUACGUAUUGCACAUCGGACACUAAUGCACUAGCCUAACACUUUUCCAAACCAAUCGUGAAUCGCUUACUUAUAAUAAAUGUGCUUGAGGCCAGUUUCGCGUAAUAAA